AACCGCCAUCUCAAGCACGAGCGCCUCUCGUCUCCUUGCCAUUGCCCGUGCGCGUAAUUUUCUCCACAUCGAAGGGCUUUCCUUUCGAGAACCCGUCGCUUUCGUUUUCUUGAUUUCUGCUGUUACUGUGGAGAAGUAGAAGAAAAGGGACGGAUGGGUCCCGUGCUCCAUUGCGAAAAUUUGAAUUCCCGGGGAAACAAACCCUAGUUUUCCCUUCAAAGGAAGCUUUUUUUUGUUUUUUAGCCCCCAUCUCUUCUUACAGCAACGCUGGUAACUCGGGUUUUAGUUUGAUUUUUGGAGCAUUACGGUGAUCUCCAUCUCCGCCUUCCUCCCUGUCCUCGGUGAUGAAGGCUUUCUUGCGUGGGCGUUGCCUUGAUUCCAAGUUUCAGGGUCUUCGGCAAGGGCGGGAUAGAUUCCAGGAACUCCAAAAAAGAUUGCGGCUUUCUUGUUCUGCAUUGAGAAAGUUGUCAUUUUGGUAGUUAUUUUCAAUUUGGGGGUUUGGAAUCAUGUCAGCUGCCACUAUGACUCCUACCGUCGCUCGGAGCUCACUGGAGGUGAUGCUGGAUACUAUCAGGCUGAGGGAUGAGCAGCCAAAAGAUCUGCCACCGGCUUUGCCGGUCCGCCCCACCUCGAGGGGACGCCUCCCCACCUCAAGAAGGUCGUUGGCCGUCAAUCUUAAACUAGACAGAAGUGCACCUGAGGAACUUUUGACGGACUCUAUGAAGUGGGAUGACAAGACGGAAUAUGACAUGCCAAGGGGUGAUAAGGGGGCGGUGUUUAGAAGUGGAAUACUUCAAAGUAAGAGGAUGGCAAAGGUGGAGCGACCAUUAGAAUCUCCAUAUAUCAAGAUUACAAAGAGAGACAGUUAUGAGGAAAAAGUGGAGGUAACCGAUAAUCGAGCGAGUGCUGCUGUCCAGUUGCCAUCAGCAGUGUUGCUGGAUGACAAGUCAGAAUGGUGUGACACAAUUAAAUAUGCCCUAAAGAAGAACCUGCAGGUUUGGUGUUGGAUCUCCAAUGCCAGGUGGGAGCUGGGCCAGAUCCAUACAAUUUCCAGAGAUUAUGUAGAUAUUUUGCUGUCUAAUGGCAAUGUUCAUUCAGUUUCCAGGGAAAGUAUCUUACCUGCCAAUCCACAUAUCCUUGAUGGUGUUGACAAUCUUAUACAACUUAGUUACUUAAAUGAACCUGCAGUUCUCCACAAUAUUAAAUACCGAUAUGCCAAUGAUUUUAUUUAUACCAAAGCAGGGCCUGUUUUGGUUGCAGUCAAUCCAUUCAAAGAGGUGCCCCUUUAUGGAAGAGAUUAUGUUACAGCUUACAAGCAGAAACUCAAAGACAGCCCACAUAUUUUUGCAAUAGCGGAUACUGCUUUUAAUGAAAUGAUGAGAGAUGGAGUAGAUCAAUCUAUCAUAAUAAGUGGUGAAAGUGGUGCUGGUAAAACCGAGACAACGAAAUUUGCAAUGCAGUAUCUUGCAGAUGUUGGGGGUGGUGGCAGCAUAGAGGAUGAGGUUUUGCAGACUAAUUCAAUACUGGAAGCAUUUGGAAAUGCAAAAACUUCAAGAAAUGACAACUCCAGCCGAUUUGGAAAGCUAAUUGAAAUACAUUUUAGUGCCACUGGAAAAAUUUGUGGUGCUAAGAUCCAAACCUUCUUACUCGAAAAGUCAAGAGUGGUUCAGAGAGAAACAGGUGAAAGGUCAUAUCAUGUAUUCUAUCAACUUUGUGCUGGAGCUUCUUGUGGUCUUAAAGAGGAGUUGAAUCUGAAAGCAGCCUACAAAUAUGAAUACUUGAAGCAGAGUGACUGCUUGACCAUAGAUAAUGUUGAUGAUGCAAAAAGAUUUCAUGUAUUAAUGGAAGCCUUAGAUGUCAUCAAGAUCUCAAAGGAAGAUCAGAAGAAUGUGUUCUCCAUGCUUGCAGCAGUACUAUGGCUGGGUAACAUUGCUUUCUCAGUGAUUGACAACGAAAAUCAUGUCAAAGUUAUCCUUGGUGAAGGAGUAACUAAUGCAGCAAAGUUGAUGGGUUGUGAAGUACCAAAUUUGAUGCUAUCUUUAUCAACUCGUAAAAUUCAAGCUGGCAACGACAGUAUUGUUCAAAAGCUUACAUUACAGCAGGCAAUCAACACCAGGGAUGCAUUGGCAAAAUCAAUUUAUUGUAAUUUAUUUGACUGGCUUGUGGGACAAAUCAACAAGUCACUUGGAGUAGGCAAAUGCUGUACUGGACGAUCGAUCAGAAUUUUGGAUAUUUUUGGUUUUGAGUCUUUUAAUAACAAUGGGUUUGAACAGUUCUGCAUCAAUUAUGCUAACGAGCAACUACAACAGCACUUCAAUCGUCAUCUAUUUAAACUUGAACAGGAGGAAUAUGCCCAAGAUGGAAUUGAUUGGGCCAAAGUUGAAUUUUUGGAUAACGCCAAUUGUCUAAACCUCUUGGAGAAGGUUUUAUAUGAUUCAAGUGGUUUCCUGGAGAAGAACAGAGAUACAUUGCAUGCUGAUUUGGUCCAGUUACUUUUGUCAUGUGCUUGCCAGCUUCCACAGUCAUUUGCCAACAACAUACUGCAACCUGAGAAGGAGUCAAGCCGGUUUCGGCAAUCAAGUAGUUUUGACCUACAAAAGCAAAGCGUUGUGGCAAAAUUUAAGGGUCAACUUUUCAAGUUGAUGCAGCGGUUAGAAAGUACUACUCCCCAUUUCAUUCGGUGCAUCAAGCCAAACAGCAAGCAACUUCCCAGCAUGUACGAACAUGAUCUUGUGUUACAACAGCUAAGAUGCUGUGGGGUCCUUGAAGUUGUCCGGAUAUCCAGGUCAGGCUAUCCAACUCGAAUGACACAUCAACUAUUUGCUGAAAGGUAUGGCUUUCUUCUUUUACAGACUUCAAGUUCUCAGGAUGCACUCAGUUUGUCAGUUUCCAUCCUACAGCAAUUCAAUGUGCCACCUGAGAUGUAUAGAGUUGGUUACACAAAGUUAUUUUUCCGCACAGGACAGAUUGCUGUACUGGAAGAUGCUAGAAAUAGAAUUCUACAGGGGAUUGUUUGGGUUCAGAAGAACUUUCGUGGUCUUCAAGCUCAUAAUUUCUAUCAACGGCUGAGGAAGGGGGCAACUACAUUACAAUCAUUUAUCCGAGGUGAAAAGGCGAGGUGCGAAUUUGAAGUUUUGACAAGGAGAUGGAGGUUUGCUAUUCUCAUUCAAAAGCAUGUGAGGCAAUGGAUAGUGGGGACAAGAUUUAGUUACCAGCUGAAGGAUAUUAUACUUUUGCAGUCUGCUAUUCGUGGUUGGUUGGCAAGGAAGACUUUUAUCAACUUGAAAAUGCACAAAAUGGCAAAACUCAAUCAAGUGGAAGUGAACAAAAGUUCAGAAAGAAAUCUUGCACAACUGAUGAAGGUAUUAACUUUAUAAUUCUAUGUAAGAAGAAGUCUGU
Molecule: messenger RNA, 3399 nt
Organism: Musa acuminata subsp. malaccensis (wild Malaysian banana)
Lineage: Eukaryota; Viridiplantae; Streptophyta; Magnoliopsida; Zingiberales; Musaceae
Source: RefSeq, a predicted model, not a curated record